GCAGCGAAACCGUUCCGAACCCAGCGAGUCUGAGCAACGAGCCUUGUAAACGUCGCUGGCAGCGACGGUUGUUUGGCAAAGGAAUAUCAUGACCUUUGAUUUACUAAUUUAUUUUUGUCGGUCUCGUUUCUCCCGGUAUCUAAUGUGUUCAUUCAUGCGCUUGCGAAGGACCAGGCGAUUACUACUAAUGGAUGUUUUUCACUCAUCUGUGCUUCUCUGUGUGCGUUUCCACUCGUUCGUACUUGUCUGUGCUUGUUGUCCCUGCUCGUCUGCGCCUGCCGCCACUAAUUGUCGUAUCUCCCUGCUUGUUUGUGUGUGCUGUGGGCCGCCGCAUAUUUCUGCUUCUCUACCAUGGUUUGCACUGGUCUGAAACUGUCUGCACACAUUUGUGCAUGCGUGCGCUUGUCACGACACUACUUGUUCCCGGUCAUAAUCUAUGUAUAUAGGUACACUACUUACAAGUUUUUU
This is a messenger RNA of Suillus paluster, 468 nucleotides long. RefSeq lists its product as uncharacterized. The transcript has 3 exons. The coding region runs from base 143 to 370 and encodes 75 amino acids. Lineage: Eukaryota; Fungi; Basidiomycota; Agaricomycetes; Boletales; Suillaceae. The record is from RefSeq and is a predicted model, not a curated record.